AUGGCGGCCACCACGGGAGUGACCCUCCUGGUCCUGUUGCUCUACUGCGGGCAGGGAGCCGAGCUCCCGCCGACCAGCGUGACCUCAGAGCGUCCGCAGCGACCCCAAGGGAGCUCAGGGUGGGUCCCGGGCUGUGGUCUCUGCUCCGGCCUCCAGCCUUGGCAGACACCGGGCUGGCCUGACCCCGAGGACAGCUCAGGGCGGGUCCCGGGCUGUGGUCUCUGCUCCGGCCUCCAUCCUCAGCGGACACCGGGCUGGCCUGACCCCGAGGCCGGGAAGGGGGCAGCCCUGGGCCCCGCGAGGGCAGAGGUCACCGUCCUGAUUCCCCGGAUGGAGCAGAGCACGCCCGCAGAGCUCCACGGCGAGCCCGUGCGGGGCCAGGACGCGUGCUGUGCAGACACGGGGCAAGCAGCGUCGUCCCCGCGCGGGCACAGGGCCGGGGGACCCCGGACGGCAGAGGAGACGCCGGCGGACAGGCAGCCACCCUGA
Rangifer tarandus platyrhynchus (Svalbard reindeer) is the source of this 489-nucleotide messenger RNA. Lineage: Eukaryota; Metazoa; Chordata; Mammalia; Artiodactyla; Cervidae. The record is from the annotation of a GenBank genome assembly.